Molecule: messenger RNA, 2844 nt
Organism: Eupeodes corollae
Lineage: Eukaryota; Metazoa; Arthropoda; Insecta; Diptera; Syrphidae
Product: putative ferric-chelate reductase 1 homolog
Exons: 12
Coding region: 363-2279 (638 amino acids)
Molecular function (GO): oxidoreductase activity, acting on metal ions
Source: RefSeq, a predicted model, not a curated record
GCUAACCAGUCUUUGGUUAAGAAGUUAGCAAUUAGUUUGAAACUUACUGUCGAGACAGUUGGAUCGGUUUCGGUGGUUUCUUCGUUCAGUUAACGCGGGCUUAUUCAUCUGCUUUCGUUAUCGUUUCUGUUUUCGGUGUCACGACUCACGAGUGGCAAAACAAUAAUAAUUUUUCAAUAAAUCUCCUUUCGGCGGCGCGCGGAGAGGUUAAGAAACGUGUGUCUUGACCGCAUAGUACAUACCUAUAUAAGUCACGGACUGUACCAAUAGUUUAAACGGUGAUCUGCGAAGUGAUUGAAGAGUUUCACUCACCAGAUAAAUCAACAUCUCCACAAGUGAAACGUUAAUCAAUUUCAGAAGACAUGAUUCAACAAAAAUACUUAAUUGCUGCAUUCGCAGUAAUAUUAAUAUCAUGGACACCAAUCUCAAGUCUUCCACAUGGUGCUCCGGAAACAGUCUGCGACACAAUGUUGCCAUAUCAUAGUGGCAUAGAGCCAUCGAUUUCGGUGCCACCUUUCCGGAUAGAACCGUCUGCAGCAAUGAUUGGUCAAGGACAAACAUUAAGGGUCGAUAUUGUAGGCGCUCCGGAAGGCCUCAACUUUGGGGGUUUCAUGAUCCAAGCAAGAAAUAGGAAUCCACCUUAUCAAAUUUUGGGACAAUUCAAUCCCACUCCUGAUGGUUCAGUUAAGCUGAUGAAUUGCGAAAAUUCAGUAAAUAAUUCAGCCACUCACUCCAACGCCAGUCCGAAACCUAUCGUUUCUUUGGAAUGGCAAUGUCCGGUUGACUUUCUUGGCCAAAUUGUGUUCAAUUCAACGAUAGCACAGACUUACGACACGUUUUGGGUUGGUGUUCCAUCAAACCCAAUUCAAGUUGUAAAGAGAGAAAUCGCUCCUCCAGUUAUUGGUAUAUCAAGCACCCGACCACCUCUAACAAACACUAGGAGAACUUAUGUUCCUGAACCAGAGAAGGUGGCACCGGUGCCCAAAGUUGAUGAUCCGUUUUACAGAAGCUGUGCAAGAAGUAAAACAUGUUUUGGAUUUCCAGAUGGAUGUAUUAAAACUAAAACCUGUACAGCUAUUGCCGCAGUACUAGUUCGUGGUGAUAUCUAUGAGUUUGAGCUUAAGGGUGCAACAAACGAACCAGCUUAUCUUGCAUUAGGAUUGUCCAAUGACGAUAAAAUGGGUGACGAUUUGGUAACGGAAUGUAUAGCUCAAAACGGAAAUGUUGCAUUGCACACAUCACUGACGUCUGGCAAGCCCAACUAUGGAACAACUAGAAUUGGUGUUCCUCAAAAGAACGUGAAACUACUUGAUUCAUCCCUCAUCGAUGGAAAAAUUUAUUGUAAGGUCCAGCGAGAUAUCCUGACAACCGUUCAAGGACAAAUGUUCGAUCUGAUGAACAAUCAAUACUAUGUUAUGUUAGCAAUUGGAAAAUCCGUUAACGAUAAUGGUGUUGGUCACCACGGAAUCGGUCGAAUCGUUUCUGCAAAACCGAUCGUAUUAUCUGAAGUUCAAGAUCUAUCAGGAUCUUCCAAUAUUUUGCUCCGACUUCAUGGUGUUUUUAUGAUAACUGCUUGGAUUGGAUCAACAUCUCUUGGAAUACUUUUGGCCCGGUAUUUCAAGCAAACAUGGGUUGGCAGUACUACAUGCGGAAAAGAUCAAUGGUUUGCGUGGCAUAGAAUAUGCAUGGUGACAACCUGGGCACUUACAAUGGCUGCAUUUGUUAUAAUAUUUAUUGAAAUUGGAGGUUGGUCAGCUGCCCGUAACCCACACGCUAUAUUAGGUGUUAUAACGACGGUGUUGUGUUUCAUUCAACCCAUUGCGGCUAUGUUCAGACCAGGACCGAAUGACAAAAAACGACCAAUUUUCAACUGGAUGCAUUGGUUGGGAGGAAAUUUGGCUCACAUUAUUGCAAUUGUGGCUAUAUUUUUUGCGGUUAAAUUAACCAAAGCAGAGCUUCCCGAAUGGAUGGACUGGAUUUUAGUGGCGUUUGUUGCAUUCCAUGUUAUUGUUCAUUUAAUAUUUUCCAUUGGAGGAUGCAUGGCUGACCGCCAAGUCAGUCAAAGAGUGAACUCAUUCCCAAUGGGAGAUAUGUCAGGAAAUAGAAAUGGCAUUAAGCUGGAAAGAAAAAUGGAUGCACCGUUUGCUAGUUUCCGUAAAGGACUAUUAAGUAUCUACAUUAUUGUGCUGAUUUUCUUUGUAGUUGUACUAGAUAUAAUCGUGUUUUUGGCGCCAAUUGAUCGAACAUACGAUGAUAUAAAAAGUAAAUUGGCUCAAUAAUCUACUGCAUCCAUGAUGAUACCCUUUUUUAUAUUUUUGUAUGUUAUUUAAGUUAAUUUUCUUCCUUUCGUUUAACCUUAACUCUACCAGAAACAAAGCAAUUCUGAGAAAAACUGUGUUUGAAUAAUCUGAGAAAUAUUGACGUUGUUGUUUGUAAAAAAUCGAAACUGUAGAGCUCUUUACCAAUAUCGUUAUAUAUGUAUCAACCGAAGUAUGUAUAUACAAUACGUGUAUUUUGGAUUGUUUAAUAUUUUCCAAUUUUUGGCAAACUCAAAAUUGUUUUCUCAAAAAUCUCUGUGCUCCCAACAAUUAUAUUCUAACAAUAUAAAAAGUACAUAACACAAUAGGUAUAGUUAUAUAAAAUUUGUUAUUUAAAAACAUAGCAAAUUCGAUACCACAUUCCACUAGAUUAUAAUUUUGUAAUGUACAUUCUGUUUUAUGUUCUUUUGUACAGUUAUAAUUUUUGAUAAUUAUUAUUUUUUUGUAUAUAAAAGAUUUAAUACUAUUUUAAGGAUAAGUCUAAUUUAUUUUAUAACAAAUAAAUGUUAAUUAAAAAUGAAAUAAA